Messenger RNA from Aspergillus brunneoviolaceus CBS 621.78, 773 nucleotides. RefSeq lists its product as uncharacterized. The coding region runs from base 113 to 478 and encodes 121 amino acids. The record is from RefSeq and is a predicted model, not a curated record. The transcript is spliced from 2 exons. Lineage: Eukaryota; Fungi; Ascomycota; Eurotiomycetes; Eurotiales; Aspergillaceae.
GCAAUGUGGAAAGUAAAUCAGCAGCUCCAGACAAGCCAUUUCUUCCAAUUGCACCUCAAUCUUCAAAGUGAUUCCAUCAACCGCAUCUACCACAUCCACUCUCCUCGCAGCAAUGCCUUCCAACCCUUUCAACAGCAUGUACCGGGCUAUCCGGUCGAAGUCUCCCAAGAAUGGCAAUGGCUCCGAAGACUCCAAAUUUUUUAUGAACAAUGCGGACUCGAAACAAACCAAAGACAGCACGUCUUCAAAAGAACAUGCGCAAGACGAUUCUGCUUCGGUGCUCAGCGAUGCCACUACCCUAGCUCCGAGAAAAGACGAACAGCCUCCGAGAAAAGGCGGCAGUCGAGAUCAGGAAGAGAUUGAUUUCGAUUCCGUGCGAUACAACAGUGAUGCGAGGAAUGGCGACCCGUCAUUGAUACCGCGUGUUGCCCGAUGCGCACCUUUGUCUGCACGUUAUAGCGCUUUUCACGAGAGAUGACCGAUCAAAAUGUAUGGUAAUGGCUGGGAAAUAGAGAGGACUUUUGGGUUUGUUUUCUGGGGACAGAAGAGGGCAGUGUGUUGGAGUCUUUUGUUUGGGAUACUAUCAGAAUGCAUAGUAUGUCACCAAAUCGGCGGCAGAACGCACAGAAUAGAUAGUAGCAAGGGUUAUUUCUCUGGCAGCUCGAAACAACAUACGUAAGUGUUUGAGGAACUCAAACGGGCGACAGCAUUCUUUGAAGUGCUCUGGGUAUGGUACUUCUGGUCCAGUCUUCGAUUAAGAAUAGACUAUUAUC